AAGAAAAGAAGAAGGAAAACAAUUGCAGUAUAUGUCGCUAGUGCUAAUCAGAACAAUGGCAAGCUGAUAACCGAAUGAAAAAAAAAAGAUUGGAAGUAAUUGCUGGCACAUUGCCCAAAUCAAAGAUGGCGCACGAAAUAGUGACCUUAAGUCACGUGAUGUAAACAAUGCUGCGGGCUCACUGUGCUGAGAGUGGAGCGCUAGAUGCAUGGGAAGAUGGCUGGUUACAUGGGGAUGUAUGAAGAACCGUCUGAUAUAACGCAGCAACAGGAGAGACAUUAUUACCUCCUGUCUGAACUGCAGAGCCUGGUGAAAGACCUGCCCAGCUCCUGCCAGCAGCGUUUGUCUCACACCAUUCUUAGUGAUCUGGCUUUGGCUCUCAUUGAUGGUACAGUUUUCGAAAUAGUACAAGGUCUGUUGGAGAUUCAACAUCUAACGGAGAAAAACCUUUACAAUCAGCGAUUAAAGCUUCACGCAGAGCACAGAGGGUUGAAACAAGAUCUUGGACGGAAGCAUAAAGAAGCACAGCAGUCCUGCAAAACACACAAUAUGUCUGUACUGAAAGCUGCACAGCAAAGGGAGUUAGAGUCUCUGGAACAUCGAAUUAAAGAGGAACAGCGAAUGAUGGAUGAAAAAAUUGUUCUGGAACUCGAUCAGAAAGUAAUUGAUCAACAGAGUACCUUAGAGAAAGCAGGUGUUUCUGGCUUCUAUAUUACAACAAACCCUCAGGAGCUGACAUUACAGCUGAAUUUAUUAGAGUUAAUCCGCAAGCUACAACAAAAAGAAUCUCUAACAAGCAAAGGGUUUCCUUGAGAUUUUGGUGACUAGUUUGACAAACUGCAAAUAUUUGUUCUCCUGAAGUGGAUUAACAAAACUGUUGUAUAUUGGGCCAAAAUAAAAGUGAUUUUGUACUGCAAAAAAUGGCAAAGACAUGUAUGAAUUAGCAAUUUUUUUUCUCACCUAUAGAUUGCACUAACCAAGCAGGAAGAACAUGAUUUCUGUAUUUUACAUUUGCUUUCUGGCACUUCCAGCUAGUAGCCUUAUAGUCCAUUGAGGUGAAUCUGGACCAACCUGCUUUUCAAGCUUUCACAGUGCUUUUUCUGGAGGGCAAUGUGUGACUUUACAUGUAGAACCAGUGUGGCAAAUACCCAGUAAUGUUCCAAACUGGUAUGCAUAAGAUAUCAAUAAUUCAAGGCAUUCAGUAUAUAUGUUUGCUAGGUGUUUUGUUAACACAUUGUAUAGAUGAA
Pelobates fuscus (common spadefoot toad) is the source of this 1247-nucleotide messenger RNA. Its product is annotated as protein DGCR6-like. The record is from RefSeq and is a predicted model, not a curated record. NCBI's taxonomy places the organism in Eukaryota, Metazoa, Chordata, Amphibia, Anura, Pelobatidae. The transcript is spliced from 5 exons. The coding region runs from base 205 to 813 and encodes 202 amino acids.